GCAAGCAUACCAUCCGUGAUGUCGCUGUGCAAAGAGUAACCAGUCGAUAUAACUGGGUGAGACCAACCCGCUGCCAUCGCCGGUAACAGUCGGCUUGGAUUGGGCCCAAUAAUUAUGGCCUGACUCGAGUUGGACUGCGUCUGCAUGUAUGUUCCUUCCCUACCCGUCCUACGCUUCUUCUCUUCCAUGGGGUUGUGAUGAAGCUUUGCCGCCUCCCCCUUCCCACCUCUUUGCCCUUCAAGCCCUUCCACACCGCCGCCGUAUCCAUCCUCGAAGACCAUCUCACUCCCGCCUCCGCCGCCAAUCUCUCUUCCCACCUCUCCCCUCCACCGGAAUCCCCGGCCUCCUCUGUCUCCAAUCUCACAACCCUCAUCUCCGCCACCCAGUCCGUCGGCGGAGCCGCUCAGAUCCACGCCCACCUCGCCAAGUGCGGCCUUUCAUUCGGCCCUCCUUUUCGCCACCACCUCCUCACCCUCUACUCCAGAUGCCGCUCCCCCGAAUCCGCCCGCAAGCUCUUCGACGAAUUCCCCGACCCGGACCACAUCUCCUGGUCCGCCCUCAUCUCCGCGUACUCCAACAACGGCCUCGGCCGCGAGGCGCUGUUGUCCUUCAGAAAGAUGCGAUCUUUGGGCGUUCGGAGCAACGAGUUCACACUUCCGUCCGUCCUCAAGGCCUGCUCUGUCUCCUCCGACUUCAUCGCUGGCACACUAGUCCACGCCUUCGUCAUAGUCACCGGGUUCGAGUCCGACGUCUUUGUUGCGAACACCCUCGUUGUCAUGUACGCCAACUUCGGCCUCCUCUUAGAUUCCAAGAGAUUGUUCGACGGCAUUACUGACCGCAAUUCUGUCUCGUGGAACGGAUUGCUCGCAGGCUGUGUAAGGAAUGAGAGGUUCGAGGAGGCAGUGUCAUUGUUUCAGGAGAUGGUGAUGGAUGGAAUGAGGCCGAAUGAGUUUGGCUUCUCCUGCAUCCUAAAUGCAUGCACUGGCUCGCAGGAUUUAUCCUGCGGGAGGGCAGUUCAUGGCUACCUUACCAGGCUUGGAUACCACUCGGACCCUUUUACCACCAAUGCUCUUGUGGAUAUGUACGCCAAGUUGGGAAACGCCAAAGCUGCAGCUAUGGUUUUUGGAAAAAUUGCUCGACCGGAUAUCGUUUCAUGGAACUGUUUUAUUGCUGGUUGUGUUCUUCAUGGGCAUGAUAGCCGGGCAUUGGCAUUGUUGGUGGAGAUGAAGGCAUCAGGAAUGGUUCCAAAUGUGUUCACUCUGUCUAGCGUUCUUAAGGCUUGUGCAGGAACAGGGAUGCUGGAUUUAGGCAUGCAGAUACAUGGUAACUUGAUCAAGGCUGGUUCAGAUCCUGACUCAUUUGUCGGUGUUGGACUUGUUGAUAUGUAUGCAAAAUGCAAUUGUUUAGAUGAUGCAAUGAAGGCCUUUUACUUGAUCCCUGAACAGGACUUAAUAUCAUGGAAUGCUUUGAUCUCGGGGUGUUCACAUAGUGGGAGUGAUGAUGAAGCCCUCGCCUGCUUCUCUAAGAUGAGAAGAGAAGGUCUGAACUUUAACCGAACCACUCUGUCGGCAGUUCUUAAGUCCACAGCAAGCUUGCAGGCAAUUACUGUAACCAAGCAGGUGCAUGGACUCGCAACAAGAGCAGGGUUUUUGUCAGAUCCUCAUGUAGUAAAUGGUCUCGUUGAUGCAUAUGGGAAAUGCAGUUGCCUGGAGGAGGCAGGGAGAGUCUUUGAGGAAUGCCAAUCUGGUGAUGUGGUGGCUUUCACAUCUUUGAUUACAGCUCACUCCCAGAGUGGGCAAGGGGAGGAAGCUAUCAAAGUCUUCUGUGAGAUGCUAAAUCAGGACCUGAAACCAGAUUCAUUUGUUUGUAGUAGCCUUCUUAAUGCCUGUGCUAGUUUAUCUGCCUAUGAACAAGGGAAACAGAUACAUAUACAUGUGCUAAAGAUGGGGUUUAUGUAUGAUGUGUUUGCUGGGAAUGCACUCGUUAACAUGUAUGCAAAGUGUGGUAGUGUUGAAGAUGCCACCUUAGCUUUCUCUGAGAUACCAGAGAGGGGGAUUGUCUCAUGGUCUGCUAUGAUUGGAGGACUCGCCCAACAUGGGCAUGGGAAGAAGGCCUUGGAUUUAUUCUCUAAGAUGCUUGAUGAGGGUCUAUCUCCAAACCACAUUACCUUGACUAGUGUUCUUUGUGCUUGUAAUCAUGCGGGCCUUAUUGAUGAGGCAAAACAAUAUUUUGAUCUGAUGGAAGAGAUGUAUGGGGUUCAACGAACACAAGAGCAUUAUGCAUGCAUGAUUGACCUUCUUGGGCGUGCUGGUAGAUUAAAUGAAGCAAUGGAACUCGUGCAUCGUAUGCCUUUUGAAGCCAAUGCUUCAGUAUGGGGAGCACUCUUAGGGGCUUCUAGGGUUCAUGGAAAUAUAGAAUUGGGUAAACAAGCAGCUGAGAUGCUCUUUGCCCUUGAGCCUGAGAAGUCUGGAACACAUGUGCUGCUUGCAAACAUGUAUGCUUCAGCAAGCAUGUGGGACAAUGUUGCCAAAGUCAGAAGGUUGAUGAAAGAUAGCAGGGUGAAGAAGGAGCCCGCAAUGAGUUGGGUUGAAAUGAAAGACAAAAUUUAUACUUUCAUAGUGGGGGAUAGAAGUCAUGAUAGGACAGCUGAGAUAUAUGCUAAGCUGGAAGAGCUUGGGGACCUAAUGAGGAAAGCUGGAUAUGUUCCUAUGGUUGAGACCGAUCUCCAUGAUGUGGAACCAGGGGAGAAGGAAGUUCUCCUUUCUCAUCACAGUGAGAAGCUUGCUGUUGCAUUUGCAUUGAUCAGUACUCCAGCUGGAGUUCCAAUUAGAGUGAAGAAAAAUCUUCGAGUGUGUAGAGAUUGCCACACAGCAUUCAAGUUCAUAUGCAAGAUUGUUUCCACGGAGAUAAUACUUAGAGAUAUCAAUCGGUUUCAUCAUUUCAAGGAUGGGGCAUGUUCUUGUGGGGAUUAUUGGUGAUUGUGGAGUUGACUGAUACUACUUUCCUCAAGUUCAAAGAUGUGCUUUCUGGUUUAACCAAUGCUAGCAGUAAGACAGAGAACAUAUUGAAGGCAAGAUUAGUGAAACAUAAUUUUUUUGAGGAUUUGGGAUGUAUCUUGCUCAGCUUCUCAGGUUGUAUGAUCAGAUAUUUCUUUCUUCUAUGAAUUAUUUUCUGGAUUA
Messenger RNA from Musa acuminata AAA Group (dessert banana), 3179 nucleotides. Its product is annotated as pentatricopeptide repeat-containing protein At4g14850-like. Gene Ontology annotation, biological process: RNA modification. The record is from RefSeq and is a predicted model, not a curated record. Gene Ontology annotation, molecular function: zinc ion binding; RNA binding; protein binding. NCBI's taxonomy places the organism in Eukaryota, Viridiplantae, Streptophyta, Magnoliopsida, Zingiberales, Musaceae. Bases 198 to 2978 code for a protein of 926 amino acids. Gene Ontology annotation, cellular component: intracellular membrane-bounded organelle. The transcript has 2 exons.